AUGGUUGGAGAUGGUUUUGAAACAGAAAACCAGUUCAGUUUUGCACCCAAGAAUGAGCCUGGGAUAAAUGAAAAUUAUUUAUCCCAGUCAUCUUCUGUUCUGGACUGCUUCUCUUCCCUCUUCACAUGUACCAUCAUGGAUAUUGUGAUAGAGUACAUCAAUGCCUAUGCUCUAAAAAAAGUAAAGCAAAACACGCCAUUGAGGAGAAGGUCAAGAUUUCAAAACUGGAAACCUGUAACCAAAUAUGAGAUGAUAAAAUUUUUGGCAACCACCAUGGCUAUGGGCUUGAACAAAAAACCAAGCAUACAGGAUUACUUCUCAACCGAUGAUAUUUUUUUUACUCCAUUUUUCUCGGAAAUGUUUGAAAGGGACAGGUUCUUGUCCUUAUUUUGUUCAAUGUUACAUUGCGAGGAACCAGAUGCUGAAGGUAAAAGAAAAAUAGAGCCUUUUAUCAAUCUCUUGAUUGAUAAUUACAACACAGUUUAUACACCUUUCCAAAAUGUGGCCAUCGACGAAAUGAUUGUGGGAUUCAAAGGCAGAUGGCUGUACAAGCAAUUUAAUCCUUCAAAGCCUUAUAAAUAUCACAUCAAAAGCUUUGAGCUUGUUGACAGCUGUACAGGAUAUGUUCUGAAUCUUCUGACAUAUUAUGGGAAAAACACCUCAUUUGACCCAAACAGUGACAAGGACGGAGGGCAGGCAGUACAGAUAUUUAGGACUUUGCUUGGCGUCAUUGGCAGGGGUUAUCAUGUAUUCGCUGAUCGCUUUUACACGACCAGAAAACUAGUUGACUAUCUCUUGUCAGAAGAGCAAUAUUAUACUGGAACAGUACAGACCACCUGCAAAGGAUUUCCUGAUGAAAUUAAAAAACUAACAAUGAGGCACAAGGAGUCUAGAUAUUGGGCGACAGCUGAAGAAAAACUACUGGUAGUAAGCUGGCAAGACAAAAAGGCUAAAAAGCCUGUAGCUAUUGUGUCUACCAUGGCAAAAGCUGAAAACAGGGAAAUAAAGAAUAAAGUGAAGCCUGCUGUUGUGGAUACAUACAAUAAAUACAUGCUAGAUGCAGGCAGGCAUAUAAUUGACUAUUCUGAUAAAGAAAACCGGUGUAAAGUGUGCAGCACACCAAAAAAACCAGCGCACACUCAUUUCAUUUGUAGUGAUUGUCCUGAUAGACCUCAUCUGCAUCCAAAAGAUUGUUUUAAGAAAUGGCAUACACAAGUUCAUUUUUAA
This is a messenger RNA of Biomphalaria glabrata, 1227 nucleotides long. Its product is annotated as piggyBac transposable element-derived protein 4-like. Lineage: Eukaryota; Metazoa; Mollusca; Gastropoda; Planorbidae. The record is from RefSeq and is a predicted model, not a curated record. The coding region runs from base 1 to 1227 and encodes 408 amino acids. The transcript is spliced from 2 exons.